CACACUGUUCGUUUAACCGAAUUUCCAGUUACGGCCGUGUCAUUCCGAAGAUGCAAAGAUAAUCAAGGAUUCGCUUAAGCAUGCAUUCUCGAGGAUUUAAAGAGCGGGCAGUGUCUAGGUGGUUGUGCGUCAGAGUUCUCCUUUCCCUCCGUCAGCGUACGACUGGCUAUUUCAACAUCUUCUUGCCAUGAGCACUUCCAAGCACUCCGAAAAUGAUUCACGACAGGGCCCGCCAAACGAUGCCAUCGAGCUUGUUGAAGGAGGUCAACCGAACGAAGAUAUAGAGAACCGGUACACAACUCUCGCGUGGACCGGGGCUGCAAUAUCAGAGGGGCCAAUAUACUUCAAGUUGAACCCUUCGGAGUCGCCAGCUUCGUUUCGAGGGAGUGGAUAUCGCCUGCCCAUCAUCCCUCAUGCUGGUCUCAACGAACCCACUCCAAUACGUGCACAUCCUGAGCUCCCCCAAGUGCGACCCACUGAGACGGAUCCAAGACAUUUGGAAAGUGGGACCACGCUGGGGGGGAGUCAUGCGGCUCCGAAUCCAUCUAAUCCUUCCGACCCCUCUUCUAUCUGGCAGACCGUCGUUGAGCGUGCUACCUCCCAUGAUAACCAGUUGGCUGCAUUGUUCGCGGGCAUCCUCACAGCCUUCUUGAUUGAAUCUACCAAGCGGUUGGAGGGGAAUUAUCCGGAAGAAACGGUGGUAUUGUUGCGGCAGAUUGCGCAAAACCUAAACAAUACCCCAUCUGCUUAUGUCCCACCAGAACCGCGGAGAUCCGCUUCUACCCUGCUUCUUAUCAAUCGUCUAUGGUUCUCUUCUCUUUCCUUAACCCUUGGAUCUGCAGUCGGUGCUAUGGUCGUUAAACAAUGGCUAUAUGAGUACAGGAAGGAUUUAAAAUUUGAGUUCGGGGACCAUACAUCACAGGGACGGUACCAACGGGGGGCUCGCCUUCGUGAAUUCCGCUACAAUGGGCUUUUGAGGUGGUAUGUGCCAGAGAUCAUUGGGUUCUUUCCCAUUGCGCUACACGCUGCUUUACUGCUCUUCUGGGUGGGACUCAUUCAUUAUCUGUGGGAACUUGACCUCUAUACAUCCAUCCUCGUCCUUGUCACCGCCGGGACUGCCCUUGUGGCCUACAUUGUAUCCAUGAUCCUUCCUUCUAUAUUCACAGGGUGUCCCUAUAAGACGCCCGUCUCACAUCUUAUUUCCAACACAAAUCGUGCAAUUUGGAUCAUACUCAAUUGGUGGCCCAAACCCGAACCUACCGACCUAAGCGAGGGAAAGAAGAUAACGGCUCGGUUCCAGGAUGCCAUUCGUGUUCACCGAGUUCUAUGGGAAGAUGAGAAGGAGGAGGUAGAACGCCACGAAACCGAUUUAGCCAAGAAAUGCCUUGAACGCCUGAGAGCAUCUACGAUGAGCGAAACAAUUCUCGCCCUGAUCACGGAAGAACUUCAGAGACUCUCACACACCGCGCCACACCAUCCCGUAUCUAUUCCUCGGCAUGCCACCUACGAUAUCGCUUCAGGUGCCCGGUCUUAGGAAAAUGUAGUGGUAGUGGGAAUGGGAGCGCGGACGCAUUGAUACCCAACAGGUAUUGAUCUUGGAGUAGUAGCGACUUAGUGAUAUAGGGACAACUGCCGUGAACGGUGACAUUGGGA
Messenger RNA from Cantharellus anzutake, 1653 nucleotides. RefSeq lists its product as uncharacterized. Bases 188 to 1534 code for a protein of 448 amino acids. The transcript is spliced from 4 exons. The record is from RefSeq and is a predicted model, not a curated record. NCBI's taxonomy places the organism in Eukaryota, Fungi, Basidiomycota, Agaricomycetes, Cantharellales, Hydnaceae.